Messenger RNA from Porites evermanni, 2003 nucleotides. The record is from the annotation of a GenBank genome assembly. Lineage: Eukaryota; Metazoa; Cnidaria; Anthozoa; Scleractinia; Poritidae.
AUGAACGGCGACAAGAGCAAGAAGAGAACCAAGUCCCAAAAGUCCAAAGAACCAAAGAAAGCCAAGACGAAUGAUGAGAUGGUGACCGUUGACGUGGUAGAAUCGUCGGAGUUGAAUGAAGCCAUGAAUCACAUUUUUUCCUUGCCGGACAAUGGAAAGAGUACAGGGGAGAAUUUGUUGCAGUCCAUGGAAAAAAUUGGCGCCCUGGAGGAGUCCUUGAACGAAGAGGCUAAGAAGCAAGCACGUUUCCGCCAACUCAUGGACUUUUACAAAAAACAGCCCAUGCAAGUAGACAUGAUUGUGACCCAGGAUUGGUUGGAAAAGACCUACGGUCAUCUGGUUCCGCCAAACAGUACGGCCCCAGAACUGGCUACACCACAGCCAUCUAACUCACCAUUAGAUCCUUAUUCUCCCGUGUCUCUCCCACCUGUCACCCAAACGGAUCCCAUUGAAAAGUUGAUGCAAGAAAUCACCCAAGAAGAGAGAGACAAGGCGAAUGCGGAUUUUAUCAAUCAGGGUAUCCUGCCAUGUCCAUUCCAUCCUUGUGAGAACGUGAAUUGUUUGAAUCCCGAUGCAGAAUUUGGUGCUUUGUACUACCGAUGUCCCUAUCCCAAUUGCUGUGUUUGGUUUACCAGCGAGACUUAUGGGAUAGUGCUCGAUGUGUUGCAGAACAUCACCAACAAGAAGCUGCUUCCCCUGUUCCAAGACGCCAGCUUGAGGUGCGAGUGUAACCUGGUGCCUAACAUGAAGCUGAGCAAGANUCCUUGAACGAAGAGGCUAAGAAGCAAGCACGUUUCCGCCAACUCAUGGACUUUUACAAAAAACAGCCCAUGCAAGUAGACAUGAUUGUGACCCAGGAUUGGUUGGAAAAGACCUACGGUCAUCUGGUUCCGCCAAACAGUACGGCCCCAGAACUGGCUACACCACAGCCAUCUAACUCACCAUUAGAUCCUUAUUCUCCCGUGUCUCUCCCACCUGUCACCCAAACGGAUCCCAUUGAAAAGUUGAUGCAAGAAAUCACCCAAGAAGAGAGAGACAAGGCGAAUGCGGAUUUUAUCAAUCAGGGUAUCCUGCCAUGUCCAUUCCAUCCUUGUGAGAACGUGAAUUGUUUGAAUCCCGAUGCAGAAUUUGGUGCUUUGUACUACCGAUGUCCCUAUCCCAAUUGCUGUGUUUGGUUUACCAGCGAGACUUAUGGGAUAGUGCUCGAUGUGUUGCAGAACAUCACCAACAAGAAGCUGCUUCCCCUGUUCCAAGACGCCAGCUUGAGGUGCGAGUGUAACCUGGUGCCUAACAUGAAGCUGAGCAAGAGUGAAAAGAACCAUAACAAGGUGUUUCUUUGCUGUGGCAAUAAAAACAAGGAGAAGAAAUGUGGUUACUUUCAGUUUACUCACUGGAGCCCCUGGAAACCCAAGAGACCCAGUCAACCCUCCAUGGACGAUUUUAUGUACCGUCCACCACAGCGGCAAAACCAAACUAAAUACAGACCACCGCCAAACAGAUUGAAUGGAUGGCCGGGACCAAUACCUUUCUCGCCAGAAAGAGAGGAACCCAUCACAAGGCGAAAACCUUUGAAGGAAGAUUACUUUAGGAAGAGUUACAACAGCAGCAAUCAUAUGGUGCCUUGGAGUGUACAUGGAAAACCACAUUUGUUUGGAAGUUACAAAAAAGAACCCAGUAAUCACAUGGUACCCGUAGCAGAUGAUGAUGAUGAUGAUGAUGUAGGUUGGUUUGGAAGCGAAAGGUCGUUUCCAGAGCCCCCUCCCGAACCAGGAACCAAGGAGUACGAGGACUGGCAAGAAAGAAAAAGAGCCAGGAAGAGCCAGAAAAAGAUAAGAGAAGAUCCCUGGAUACAGGAGUUUAAGAAAGAAACAGACAAGCAAGAACAAGAGAGAGAAAAGAGAUUUUUGCAAGAAUGUGAUGCCAAUAAUGCUCGAAGAAGGGAGUGUGGCAUGGCACCCUAUUCCUACGAAACAUUUAAAAAAUAUGGAACGGGUAUCUUUUGA